This is a messenger RNA of Lytechinus pictus (painted urchin), 6681 nucleotides long. RefSeq names its product annetocin receptor-like. Gene Ontology annotation, molecular function: G protein-coupled receptor activity. The coding region runs from base 30 to 1172 and encodes 380 amino acids. The transcript has a single exon. NCBI's taxonomy places the organism in Eukaryota, Metazoa, Echinodermata, Echinoidea, Temnopleuroida, Toxopneustidae. Gene Ontology annotation, cellular component: membrane. The record is from RefSeq and is a predicted model, not a curated record. Gene Ontology annotation, biological process: G protein-coupled receptor signaling pathway.
ACGGAGGUGUAACUUAAGGAUAGGUGAGGAUGACGGGAACAGCAAACGACACCUUGCCGUUGCAAGAUGAUUCCCAAAUGCUGUCGAUUGAUCUUUCCAUCGCUACAGCUUCUCAGAUCCUCUUUGGCAUACUUGGAGUCUUGGGCAAUGCCCUUUGCUUUGCUGUGUUGCGACGUCAGGCAAGGGAUAACAACACCAACUGGCUCAUCGUUACCCAAUCCGCCAUCGACUUCAUCACCUCCCUCAUCCUCAUCAUCAAUACCAUCCAAACAACUUGGUAUCCUUUCUCGCCUCCUCAUAAAGGAUUAGGAGCGGAGUUAUUCUGUCGUGUCUGGAACUCCAGAGUGGCGACCUUCAGCGGGUUUGCAAUCUCCACCUUCAAUUUGACGAUCAUCUCCCUCGAACGUUUCGUCGCCGUCGUGCAUCCGGUCCUCUACAUGACGCGAUUGAAACGUCGAACGAUUUAUCUUAUAGCAGCAGUGGCAUGGCUAACCGCGCCGACACUACAAAUCAUGUUCGCCGUCGUAUUGUUCGAUUACGAUGAAGCAUCGGCCAAAGACUGUAUCAUCGUACAGACAAGCGCGGCUUUCCCGAUUGCUUCAGGUGUUGCCACAUUCCUUGUCGAGUUCUUUAUGCCAGUUGUGAUCAUGGGAUACUCUUUCGCUCGCAUCACGGCCAAGCUACGCACAUUCAAGCGUGUGAGACCCGCGGCAGGCAACAACUCAGAUGGGCCACCUCCAACCUGCCAAAGCACUACAGAUGAAGUCCCUAUGCAAGAGGCUUCAGGAUCUCAAAGACUCACGACAGGAGGUCCGCAGUCAUCUGCGCCUCCUGUGAACAACCAGAACGUCGAUAACCCACGACCGGUAGCGAAGUCCUCGGCCGAAGAAGGACGAGAUCUCCGACGGCGGAACAUCACUAUCACCCUCUUGAUCGUCUUCGUGACGUACUUAGUUUGUUGGACACCUAACCAAGUCACAUUCUUCGUCUAUAACGUCUUCGGGGUUCCUCAGAACUACCUAGGCAGCAGCCUACACCUCUACACCACCAUACUUGCUACUUUCAACAUCUGCGUGAAUCCAUUCGUCUAUGCUUAUCGGUACAAGGCGUUUAAACAGGGUCUUAGUGCCGCCUUGUCAAGAUUCACAUGUAUCCGAGGUCUCUAUGAUUAAUGUAAUUAUGAGUUGUAAACGUUGUUUAGUUAACAGAGGGUCCUGUUGGAAGCUAUAUGCGACCCAAACUGUAAAGUGACUACGACCAUUAUCCAUCGGUGUCAUAAUUGAACUAGUACGUGCUCAUUUCCAUGGCAAAUGAGCUGAUCGUGAUGACGGUGACCCAAUAAGUUGUUCAUUAUGACAAAUAUUAUGUAUAUUGAAUUUGAGGUGACGGAGCUAAAAACAUGAUAAAUGUCCAAUUGUAAAUCUUAGACCCACAAUUAGUCACGUAUUUUGAUAAAUUGAAAAAUUGCAAUUGAUGGGUGGCCUCCUUCGUAAACAGCGCGUAUUUAUUUAAUAUAUUUUAGAUUGAUAAGAAUUUGACAUUUUUCACUCGAUUGCCAAAAAAAGUACUUAGCAACCAUAAUUUAUACACACUUAUACACGGGUCAUUUAACAUGUUUGAUAUUGAUUGCGCAUGUGCGUUUGAUUACUGAUCUAUUUCUAUAUGGAUCCAAUCUAAAUUUAUGAAUAUUAUGAACAACUUAAUAUCCCCAAAAGGCAAAUCAUUACUCAGAGAUAGUUUUGCCACUCGCCAUUUUCAUUGAAAUUUGAUUGAAACAUUUUAAAAUUUGAGCAUCGCCUAUUUUCAGUUACAUGAACAUCCUGGCCUUUCAGUGCUAUUUUUGUUAUUUUCUUUAAUGAUUUAAUAUCAGAUAAUUGAACGCUUGCACCUUUGGUGAUUACAACAAGCUCUUCACCGAUUCCCAAUGCUGGGAGUGCUUCAGCUGCGUGUAUUAUUCUCCAUAGGCAUCACCUCCAAGCGCCCGUUGCAUCAAACUUUUUACCUGAGAAAACUUAGGUUGUUUUUACCGGAGUUUUUGCCCUGUGUUAAAGUCAAUGGCAGAAAUCAGACUAACCUUAGUUUUCAGUUUUUACCAGAGUUUUCUCGGGUAAAAAGUUUUAUGCAACAGGCCCCAGGUAUUCCGGAAGAUGUGUAAAAUAGGAAAAUCUAAGCAAAGUGACUUUCAUUUUGUAGCGAAACCCUUUUUUUUUUUUGGGGGGGGGGGCUUUCAGAUCUCUCUGGACCAAUUUGAUCUCCUUUUUUUGGUGAAAUCUUUUUUUUGGGGGGGGGGUUUGUAAAAUUUCUCGGGACCAAUUUGAUCUCCACUAUUAAGUGAAAACCUGUUUGUUUGUUUUUUGUUUUUGCUUUUCAAAUUUACAUCAGCACCACCAAUCAAAAAAUCGUUCCCAGGGCCCCGCAUCAUCGUCUCCGUUUUAUGCAUUUACUGCCAUUGAUCUCUUUGCAUUCACUGCAGCUUUGUGAAAAUCACCGAAAAUACUACUCGUGAAAAACAUCAGAAAUUUAUCAUUUUAAUAACAAUAAUAACUAAUUUGUAUAGCGCAGACACCAUGUGAAUAGAUUCUACGCUGUAAUUAAGAGGUCCUGAAAUACUUGAAAAAAAAUACAUAGAUAAGGGAAAGGAAAAAUUGUAUGGAAAUUGAUGGAAAAUGUUUUUUUACAACUGAUUCGAAGAACUUCUCAGUUUACUUGAUCACUUGAUUUUUCUCUUUUAUAUUCAAAUCAACGUCUUUGGGGGAGCUAGGACUUGACCUUUCAUCCAAUUUAUUCUCAUGAUAUUUAAUAUGUUUAAUGAUUUAAGGGUACAAUGUGCACCUUCGAUUUCAAGACCAUCAUGACCAAUUUUAAAAAAAUCCAACCGUUUUUUUUUUCAUUAUUGUUUUAAUAUCUGAAUCUCCUGUACACAAUUUUGAUUAAAAAUAAUGUCGUAUUUUGAGUGAGUUCAACGGUUUACCACCUCCUUUUCUCCCCCCCCCCCCCUCUCUCUCUCUCCCUCCUUUCUCUCCUUCAAACUUAUACUCAUUUUCCCAAGCUUUUUUCCCAUUUCUGUCUCCCCUCUUUACCCUUUCUCUAGUCUUCCCUUUCCCAUAUAUACAUCAGUUGUGUAAAUUUAGCCGAAUCCUGGUCGACAAAAAUAAUUCUUUAUUUUGUCGAUGACAUUUUAUUAUUAUACACCAUGGUAUCAAUUCUGUCUGUUUGAGGUACGGUGUCUUAAUUAUGUACGCACCUGUAUCUGCUUACAUCGCUCUCCAUUUUCAUUCGAUCCGAGGCAAACACGAGCUGUCAAUCUAUUCAUCAUUAAUACGCUGAGUGAAAUCUUAUGAUUGAAAGUCAUCCUGAUAAAAAAUCAUUAUUCGCUAGUUUUACCGAUCUUUUUGUUAAAAUGACGUGAAUUCCAAAGACGAAAAUAAUUUCUGUAGCCAAUUGAAAAAUCAUUCGUUAUAAAGAAACAAAUAUUAUCCACAUUUUUUUUCCGAUUUUUGCUAAGAUGACGUGAAUUCCAAGGAUGAAGAAGAGGAGAAUCAAGUAAAUCGACAAAUUAAAGCGUUAUACACUUUGAAAAGCAACAAAAAGCGAUUUACCUUGGAUCGCAAUCACUCGCAGCCAACGAUUGAAAAAUCCAAUAUUUGAUUUUAAAGAAAAAUAGGAACUGUCAUUUCUCCUUUAAUGGCGAAGUAAUUGAUUGAUUCAACGUUACUAUUAUAUUUCAUAAGCUUCAAACGAAGGAGCUAGGUGACCAAUGAAUAUCAUUUCCUUUUAUAAUAUUAAAAGGACGCUCGACUACUUCAUUCGAAGGUUUCCUAUUAUUACACAUAAUGGACAUUAUUGACACGAUAUUAUAGAUAGCAUGCGUCGAAAUUAAUUCUGCUAAAAUACUCCCCACUUUUCAUCUUUAUACUCUUGUUGAAGGUAUUGAAAUCGUAUUCGAAAGAACUCACUCAUUUUCCUUCCUGUUGAUAAAAACCAAUACCUUUUUGUAAAAUAAAAUGAUAUAUAUUUAUUUCUUGAUAUGGCAAAGAGUACAUGUGAGUGAGUGAAAGUGUUUAUAAGGUUUCACGAACUUUUAAAGGAUCACCAGAGUUGAAGUAAUUAUGUGCUGAAAAUAUUGAUGCAUUAUUAUCUGGGCAUUAUAGUGGCUCCAGAGAUAAAUUUCUCCUUCUCUAUAUCAUGUAUAUUAUAUUAGAUGAUAAUUAUUAGAGCGAAAGGGCAACCAACCAUCUAUUUGAAACAUAAUUCGUAGAAAAACAGGGGAGAGCGAAUACUUCAUUUACCCGUAGAGAAGAUUGUAAAUAUUGGAGGUUUUUACGGUAAACACCAUGUAUGUAGUCCUGAAACUGAAAAGGACUAUUUGAUAUUCUUUCUUGAUUGUAUGUUAGCUCUGAAAAGAACUGUUCACGACGUUUCGACCAGCGUGUCUGGUCGUCAUCAGGAAUGAUGAUCCACUUGAAAACUUGGGUUUAUAACCAGGUCGGUUAUAAAGAAGUAAUUAAGGUUUAGCCAAUAGGAAAGCAGGAACGAAGAGGUAAUUACAGAUGAACCAAUAUUCUCUCCACCAUGGAAACCUUCAAAGAUUGUAAAUAUCUAUCAUUUUUACUGUCCACUUAAUGUGUUGGACAACAAGCUUUUGACUUAUGCAUUCAUGUUUUUAUCAUCACUGAUGAAAGAGCGAGAAAGAGAGAGGAGGUAUAACGUACUCGUUCUUCCCUCUUCCUUUAUGCUUUCCAAACAAAUAAAUGAAACCAUAAAAUACCCUUUUAAAGUUAAAAAUAAAUAACAUUAAUGUACUAAAUGGCAGCUUGUCACUUUCAUUUGAGCCUUAUAAGAUUGCCAAAAAUAUCAUUAAGAUGAAGAACAACCCACGCGUAUUAUGGAUUUUUCAAUGUCACAGAUUUGUACAGCGGCAUACACACACACUCACGCACCCUUACAUCCUCCCUCCCAUACUGUUGAAGGUCAAGUCUGCUAUAGAUAGACCUAGCUUAGAGUCAUAUGGAUUUCUUUUUAUGUAAAAUGAUUUUUUCAAAUACCUGAUUCAAAUAAAGCGCUUGUUUGAAAAUGCAUAAAAGGAUUGCAUUUCGUCAAUUAACUGCAUGUGUAAUGUAUAAUGUGGAUUGUUUAUAAAUAAGGAAAAGGCGUUCAUUUGUCAUAAUUAUGCUUAAUUUUCACAAAAUCUGGUGUUUUUUUGUCACCGAUUUAGUAAAAUAAUUCCCCUUCUCACCCACAAUGGUAAUGAACAUGUAUGGUCGUGGGGGAGCUAAACAUUUCGUUUAAUGAACAUACAUAGUUAUUCAUAACACAUUUUAAAAUAAGAUUGCGAUGAUAUAAUUUACUACGUGCCUGCUUUAUCCCAUGAGGUUAAGACCAUGUAAUGUAGGCUGUCUGUAUAUAAUUUGAAAGACUUUAUAUGCACUUUGUGUUAUUCAAUUAAAACGUUUGCCGAAAUAGGAGGGAAAAUACUGUAAAUUGAAUUUAGGGAAAGUCAAUAAUUCGAUCCCAUUGUUUCAUGCAUAAUGCACACGUAGGAUUCUCAAACACGGAGGAAUAUAGACAAAUACUUUUCUUUCCUCAAUAUCGAAUACAAAAAGGUGAAAAGGGAAAGACGGGAUGCAUUUGCCGCAUACUUACGCAUGACACAAAUAUUUAUUUUCAUGCUCCAGCCAGACGAUAUAGGUUCAGUUGGAACAAAGCAAUCUUUUUGUAUUGUUUCACUAUUUUGCAAGGUAUUGUGCGCAUGUUUUGAAGAGACGGAAUUCGACAACUGAAAGAAAUACUUGUACAUGACACAAAUAUUUAUUUUCAUGUUUCAACCAGACAAAAUAAAGCAAUCUUUUUGUAUUGUUUCACUAUUUUGCAAGGUAUUGUGUGCAUGUUUUGAAGAGACGGAAUUAGACAACUGAAAGAAAAACUUAUACAUGACACAAAUAUUUAUUUUCAUGUUUCAGCCAGACGAUAUUUGUUCAGUUGUAAUAAAGCAAUCUUUUUGUAAUGUUUCACUAUUUUGCAAGGUAUUGUGUGAAUGUUUUGAAGAGACGGAAUAAGACAACUGAAAGAAAAACUUGUACAUGACACAAAUAUUUAUUUUCAUGUUUCAGCCAUACAGACGAAAUAAAGCAAUCUUUUUGUAAUGUUUCACUAUUUUGCAAGGUAUUGUGUGCAUGUUUUGAAGAAACAGAAUUAGACAACUGAAAGAAAAACUGGUACAUGACACAAAUAUUUAUUUUCAUGUUUCAGCCAGACGAUAUUUGUUCAGUUGUAAUAAAGCAAUCUUUUUGUAAUGUUUCACUAUUUUGCAAGGUAUUGUGUGAAUGUUUUGAAGAGACGGAAUAAGACAACUGAAAGAAAAACUUGUACAUGACACAAAUAUUUAUUUUCAUGUUUCAGCCAUACAGACGAAAUAAAGCAAUCUUUUUGUAAUGUUUCACUAUUUUGCAAGGUAUUGUGUGCAUGUUUUGAAGAAACAGAAUUAGACAACUGAAAGAAAAACUGGUACAUGACACAAAUAUUUAUUUUCAUGUUUCAGCCAGACGAUAUUUGUUCAGUUGUAAUAAAGCAAUCUUUUUGUAAUGUUUCACUAUUUUGCAAGGUAUUGUGUGAAUGUUUUGAAGAGACGGAAUAAGACAACUGAAAGAAAAACUUGUACAUGACACAAAUUUUUAUUUUCAU